AUGCUUUCUUGGAAGGCUCGUUGCAUCUCUGCAGUUCUUUUUCUGAGCGGCUUGGGAGUUCUGCUUCUUCUGGAUCGCCAGCUUCCCCUUCUCUCUAAACGACGGCGGCAGUCGGAGAAGUCUCGGGAAGGCGAUUUCCUCCGGGAUCAUUGCCGGUCUUUGGCAGAGCAGGACAGAGCGUUUAUCUGGGGGAAACAUUUCAACACCUCUUUCGGGAAGUCGUCUUCCUGCAAAGAUUACAUCGCCAGCAGUCACUACCUCACGAAAACCCUGUCUGCGGAGGAAGCCGGCUUCCCCUUAGCGUACACCAUCACCAUCCACAAAGAAUUUGGUACCUUUGAACGAGUCUUCCGAGCCAUUUACGUGCCCCACAACGUUUACUGCAUCCACGUGGAUAAGAAGGCACCUGACAGGUACCAGCAAGAUGUGAAGAAGCUGGUCGAUUGCUUUCCCAACGCCUUCCUCGUGUCCAAAGCGGAGGUGGUCAUUUACACGGGGAUAAGCAGGCUCCAGGCUGACCUGAACUGCAUGAAGGACCUCCUGAGGUCGACGGUUCGGUGGAAGUAUCUCCUCAACCUCUGCGGCCAAGACUUCCCCUUGAAAACCAACAAGGAAAUUGUCCAGCGGCUGAAAAGGUUCAACGGGAAAAACAUCACACCUGGCAUUCCCCUUGCAGAUCCUCAUACUGCGAGGACCAAAUAUUCUUUCCAAGUAUGUCUUGGAAGUCAAGACACAGAAUAUCCGAUUCGAAUGCUGAGCAACAUGGAUUUGAAAUCAGAAGUGCCCCACAAUCUGACUCUUUACCGUGGCUCUUCGUACGUGGCCCUAACAAGGCCCUUUGUGGAGUUUAUUUUCUCCGAUGAGCGGGCCCUCGAUUUGCUAGAAUGGUCCUGGGACACCUUUAGUCCAGACGAACAAUACUGGGCGACACUCAGUAGAAUACCAGAUGUCCCUGGCUCCACGCCAAAUGCUAGACGAGAGGGCAACCUGAGAGCUGUCAAAUGGAUCAACGGAACUGUUGGGAGAUGUUACGGUCACUAUGUUAGAGAGAUUUGUGUCUAUGCAACUGGAGACCUCAAGUGGCUGCUGGCUGGUGCCCAGCUGUUUGCUAACAAAGUUGAACUUGAAACAUAUCCGCCUACUGUGGAAUGCCUGGAACUGGCCGUUCGGGACAGGGCACUGAAUGAGAGUGAAAUACCUGUGGAACCAAGUUGGUACCUUUAGGGGAACGGAUAUGGUUU
Zootoca vivipara (common lizard) is the source of this 1241-nucleotide messenger RNA. Its product is annotated as N-acetyllactosaminide beta-1,6-N-acetylglucosaminyl-transferase-like. Gene Ontology annotation, cellular component: membrane. Gene Ontology annotation, molecular function: acetylglucosaminyltransferase activity. NCBI's taxonomy places the organism in Eukaryota, Metazoa, Chordata, Lepidosauria, Squamata, Lacertidae. Gene Ontology annotation, biological process: transforming growth factor beta receptor signaling pathway. The record is from RefSeq and is a predicted model, not a curated record.